CAACAGUUGGCCAAUGAAAAACAUGCAUAGAAAAGAAACGAAAACAUCAAGCGAGGAGUUGAAUUGCAGCAAAUUUUCGUGAGCUAUAUGUUUUUCUUGACUUGAACUACUAAUUAAAUAAAAUUUGUGAUCAUAAAACAAAUUUGAUACGAAUGUAGAGCUCGCAAUAUAUUUCUGUGUGAAAUAUCUGAAAAAGUGUCGAAAGAAUUGCGCAAUAGUGUUCUAGGUGAAAAAAAGACUGUAAAGAACGGCAACAAUCAACCACACGGAGGCAAUCACGAAUAGGAAGGCAAACUAUAAUUUCACUGCCCGCAGCCCUAAAACGUAUUUAAAUAGACUUUGGUUGUACAUUUAACGAAUAUUUGUGCUUUGAAACGUAUAUCACUUUCAAAUUAGUUUCACUUCUAAACUUUGCGAACUUGGAACUCUUGCAAUAUUGCACAGGUGUGGUGUGUGUGGGCGGUAAAAUAGCGGCUGCGGCUAAAGCAGGUGAGGUCACAGUUGCACACACAAAGCGCAAAUAUCGUACGAAACAAAGACAUUGGCUGCGCUAUGGAAGUGAAGGAGGUUUUGCAUCGUGAGGGAAGAGAUGCGAAAAAUUUACUUGUCUUUCAAUUUUGUGAAGAGCAACCGCCCACUGAUGGAAGGCAAAAUGCUACGGGAAAAAUCUCACCCUCUUCUCUGAAUGUGCGCAAACCCCCAGUUGCACCAUCGAAAUCACCCAACUCGCUGAAGAACGCUCUUUCGCCAAUACGUUCGGCGAAAUUGCAAAAUGCGGGGCCGCGUGUGCGUAGCGCUUCCACAGGUCGUGAUAAAAAAUCUGAGCUGCAAGCACGUUAUUGGGCACUGCUAUUCGGCAAUCUGCAACGUGCUGUCAAUGAAAUCUAUCAGACGGUGGAAUGCUGUGAGAACAUAUCAUGGUGCCAGGAGGCAAUUUUGGUGCUCGAAAACUAUGUGCGUGAUUUCAAAGCGCUGAGCGAAUGGUUCAAAGUUUCAUGGGAUUUCGAGUCACGUCCGUUGCAGCAGCGCCCACACUCACUUGCAUGGGAGGUGCGCAAGAGUAAUCCUGCACCACGUGUGCGCGCCAAAAGUCUAACAAGUCCCACUAUGUCGGGCAAAUCCAGUCCUUCGGCAUGCCCAUGCACGUCCGGGAAGUCAUCGCCUUGUUGCGGAGGUAGUAGUGGAGACUCACCAUCGCCACGCAAAAGCUUGCGCGCAUGCGAUCCUCUGCCGAAAGGAGCUAUGCGCGUGAUUGUGCGCGAACUGUUCGCCCCAAGUAAAGUGAGCACGGUUAAUGAGCGCUCAAUAGAUGGAUACGAUCAAAAGAAAUUCACAUCGACUGAGCAGGAGGUGCAUGCAGAAGCCGAGCCCAUGGACUUGCCGAAUAGGAGUCAUCAGUAUGCGCAGACUGAUCUUGAAGAUGAUCAUUUAACAUUAGCAGAUAUAAGAAUUAAGAUGCAGAGAGAAGCUGAGGAGCGCCAGUUGGCUGAGCAGGCUGAGCAAGAGCGCUUUCGAAAAGAGCAAGAGCUUGAGAGACAUCGUCAACUAGAACAACAGCAGCUCGAGCAGCAACAACAACUGCAGCAGCAUGAGCGGGAACGCCAGCAGGCCGAGCAAAAAUUGCUAGAGCAACAGCAGAAGCAGCAUUUGCUGGAAGAGAACAAGCUGGUGGAUGAGAAUUUGCGGCAAGAAGAAGAGAAGAUCUCAUCAGCAACUGCAGAUAUAAGUAGCAUACAGGAAGCAAUUGUAGAAAACGGUAAUGAUUCCAGCGCCACCGAUACGGAUGAUUCACAUUUCGGGAUGCAUCGCGAGCCAACUGCACUAGAGAUGACUGUGCAAAAACUGAACGAAAUGGAGAACGAAAUUCUCCUCAAAGAUGCUAAUAAAAUGCCAACACCGCCAACGACUGAACUGAAAAAUGUAAACCACAUAGUUGAUAACAAUGCAGCUGCCAGCGCUGGCGCAUCAGAUAAUAAGAAGGAUGCUGUCGCUCCAGACAGUACGAAGAAAACAGCAGUGGCCGCACCCGCUCAAAAUGGUCCUUUAAAAUAUUCCAGUGUCUUAAAUCGCCCCGCUACUGCACGCACUGCCACAUCGAAUGUCUCAAAACCAUCAAUAACGGUGCGUCCUCCACCUGCUGUUGCGCCAGCUAAUAAGCCAAUUGCAUCGCAAGCGCAAAAGGUAGCGCCCAACAUCAGUUUACGUCGCUCUGCCACUACAGCUUCUGUCAUAAAAACUGCUUCUGUGCGAACAGCGGCUGCAGUCGCCGGAGCUGGCUCACGACCCAUUACAACGCGCCCGUCCAGCAAGACUGAGCAUUAUGGACCGCCAACGCAUGUUGCUUCACGCUUAUCCGCGCGUUCACGCACGAUGAUUGAAAUGCAGCCCAAGGAGCAAAAGCCACGCGAUGGGCGGCAGCAACAGCAGAAACGCAAUGCACAGACGGCUGUGGCUUCCCAAAAGUCAUCGCGAGAAGAUAUUGGAAGUUCAAGUUCAACGCUCAAAGCCAGUACAGAACUCAUAUCGUCUUCCAGAAGCAGUCUCUCGCAAACUGCUGCCGGCGCAGUGCACAUAGACGACCGGCGUUCGGAGCCGAAGCAGUUGCCGUCCGACCCGAACGAUGGCUGGUUGACAGUGAAGAAUCGGCGCCGCUCCAGCAUGCAUUGGGCACAUCGCUUUAAUCAGCCAACGGGAUAUGCCAGCCUUCCAACAUUAGCACUCUUCAACGAGCAGCUUGGCGAGAAUGAAGAUCGCCAGCGGACCAAAAAGGCUGCGCCAAAGAAAGAACCUCCGACAGAAUGCAAUAGCAAUAACACUUCGAACACAACCCAAUUGGCACCGAAACAAGCGAAAGCAGUAAAGGCUCAAAAGAGCGCUGAUAAACCGGUGAAAAAUGUGACGCGUCCGGAAAUAAAGAAUGCAAAGGCGAAAGUCAAUUCACUGCCCACUCAGCGAAAGAACCCCCCUACUACUGCUGCUGCUCAGCCGGCACCAGCUACGCAAUGCGGCGGUGGCAAUGCUCAUGGCGGCGUCAGCUUGGCACGCUCUUCCACUGUGCCAACACGUGAGACGAUCAUCAAACGACAGAAGUCUGAUUUGACGGGACUGAAGAUGACCUCGCUGCACAAGGAGUAUAUGCGAAGCGAGAAGUAUGUGCAUCGAAAACAAGGCGGGCGCGCAGGCUCGCUUGAGAGUUCUGCAGCCAACUCAACGGAGACAAUUAUGGAUGCGAACGAGGAACCAACCAACAGCGAAAAAGCACCCGACAGCGCCGAGUCCGCUGACCAAAACAAAAUCGAUAUAAAAAUACAAACCAAUCGCGACUUUUCCAAAACCAUUGGAGAUCUUUAUGAAAGUAUUGCCCAGACGGCUAAAGCAGCCGGCUACGUUGGCGCCAUCACCGGUGCUGGAAAACUCUCAAGUUGCGACGAAAACGAGGAGACUUUUGCCAGCGAAACAGAUUGCGACGAAGAUCAGCGCAUGCUGGUGGAGGAGCAAGAAUCGCUGGAGCGGCAAAUACGUGAAUUGGAAAAUACCGAAAUCGAUGUUGAUACUGAGACGGAUGAGACCGACGGCGAAGUGGCAUUUGAUCAUGAGCACGAUUGCAAUGAAGCGGUGGAUCGACUGCUAGACGAUGCCUCGUCCAUUGCCUUUCUAGCGGCAGGUGAGGACGGUAUGGAUCCGAAUAUCAGCUUGGAGAUGCGCUACCACGCGUUACUUUCGGAAAUGUCGCGCGGUGAGCGCGAGGAGGCGUUGGCCACGUUGCAGGCAUAUGUGGCGCGUCAUCCGGGGCGCGCACAGGAGCUGCACCAGAAGCUUUCCUCGCCGUCGCGUCGCCGCUCACUGCACGAAACGCUGAAAAAGUAUCAGGCAAAGCAUGCGCGUGCGCAACAAAAACGUGAGCAGGUGCAAAAAGAGAAAACCAUUAAGAUACAACAACUGCUGGCGCGUGUCGAAGAUGUGAAGGCGGCCAAGCGACAGCUUAUCGAGGACAAGCGCCUAAGGAUGGAGGAUAAAAUGCAGCGCGCCGCGGAGAAUCGCGAGCAGUAUUUGCGACAAAUAGUGGAGAAAGCACACGACGAGGAGAAAAAGUUGAAAGAGAUAAAUUUCAUCAAAAAUAUCGAAGCGCAAAAUAAACGCUUGGAUCUGCUUGAAUCGUGCAAGGAUGCCGAGGGUCGGCUGCAAGAUUUGGAGCAGGAGCGGCAGAAGCGCUUGGAAGAGAAGGCAGCACGCGAAGCAGCUGUAGAACGGCGCCGCCAAGAGUUGGAGAAGGAGCGUCAGCGCAAGUUGGAGAAAAUGAAUGAGACGCGACUGGAGAAGGAGCAGCGUAUUGGCAAAAUGCAGGAGCAAAAGGAGCGCCAACGUCAGGCGUUGGCACGGGAAAAGGCGCGCGAUCGCGAAGAGCGCUUGCUGGCGCGCCAAACACAGCAGCAGCAGACGACCGAGGAGCUGCAGCGUAAGAUAUUGCAAAAGCAGCAGGACUCUGCGCGUCGUCAUGAGGAGAACAUCGAGCAUAUACGCCAACGUGCACUGGAGCUGACACUGCCUACGCGCAAUGCGGAUGAGAAUGGCAUGCAGCGCAAUGAAAAUGGCGAAUUAGUUGCUGAGGAUGGCGACUUGUCUUCGACUGUGUCGGAUGUGGGCAGCCGAGAGCACACGCGCGGCUACAAAAAGAAAAUGAAGAAGCUGAAGCAGCGUAUGGCGCAGAGUGCCGAGGAGUAUAUGAAGGAACAACAACCGGUGCCAUUGCAUAUGAAACGUGAAAGCCAAGUGCCGAAAUAUUUGAAUCUCGUGAGUAAAGGCGGUGGCUCACAGGGCCUGGAACGCGCUGUCAGCCAGCUGUUGCGUCUGAUGAGCAAAGCGCAAGUAUUUGAUUUCCAGUGCUUCCUGCUCAUGGAUGGACUCGGUGUCAUCACCACAAAUGUGAUUAGCAAAAGUAUGCUGGAGAAUAAUGACAUUCCAAAGAGAGCUGUUGUGCUCGCUGUGCAACUGUACCGCAAUGCCUGCACUCUUUGUCCACAAAUCGCCCGACAUGCGAUACUUGGAAAUACGUUAAGUGCCCUAUUCGAUGUGCUGGUUCAGAGUUUGCAGCUUCCCGAAGAAAAAUCACCGCAACAUCCUGUCGAGUUAUCCACUGAGUUAAUGCUCGCCUGCACGGUAGCCAUGUCACCGUCCUACACCAAGAAGCACACCCACCCCCAAGUGCUGGAACGCCUACCGGACCUGAUAAGCUAUGCCGUUAUAAUUGGUCUCAUCGAAAUCCUUUCGCGACGUUGCAUGAAAAUACGCGAAUCCAUUGAGAAUCAUCAAAGUGUGGUGCUCUCGUUGCUGGCCACGCUUGGCUUCCUCACACGUUUCAUUGAUGUCUGUCCGGCAGGACCCACAGACGCGACGCGCUUCCUGGGCGCGGCCAAAUCCACGGAACUCUUUGGAUCAGUAUCGAUGCUGUACGCGUGCGUUGUGCCAAUCGGUGAAUGCAUCCCACCGCGCACUGUGUCAUUGGCGGCAGCAACCUUCAAUCUGUUGGUCUCCAUGGCGGUGCUGGAUUUGGCGACGUUUCAGGAUGUCAUGUCUAGUGAAACGCUUUCGCUAAAAUUCCUCGAUGUUGUCACAAUUUUACUCAAAUAUUGCGGCAACAAAUGCUCGGCGGCUAAAAAUAGUGAAACGCAGGCUGUGAUCAUAGAUCUGAUAGCGACAAUUGGCUUCCUCUGUGCCAACAACAAGAAGAAUCAAGAUCUACUCACCUCUGAGCAAUGUUCCAUUAUAGUUAAGAGCUUAACCAAAUUACCUGAACAUUUGAAUGUGGUCGUUUAUCCCUGCUUAGUCACAAUAACGUUCCAAAAUCAAAAUGCUCGCAAUGUGAUAGCACGUGAUUUUAAUUUAGAAUUUCUGGAUGAAUAUAGUAAAUCAGAGAAAGCCAAGAAGAAUCAUCUAAUCGCUCUGCUCAAAGAGAAGACUUAAACAAAUCGAAAAAAGUUAAUAAUAAACUUUUUAAGGCGUUUAUGACUGGAAAUAAAAAAAAAAUUCGCAUUUAUGGUGCUUCGAAGUAUCAUUUGUGGAAUAAAGAGAAAAUAUUCGCUGACUGCCUUCUCAAUCAUAA
Messenger RNA from Rhagoletis zephyria (snowberry fruit fly), 6100 nucleotides. It is a transcript of the gene ssp3, whose product is annotated as SCAPER domain-containing protein short spindle 3. Lineage: Eukaryota; Metazoa; Arthropoda; Insecta; Diptera; Tephritidae. The record is from RefSeq and is a predicted model, not a curated record.